AUGUCAGGCUUCAUCUUGGGAACUGGAUCAGGUAUACUAGCUUCCGCAGCUGUAUACUAUACCUUGUCAACUUCUCUGAGAGAAUCGACUGCUGGAUUGAGAUCAGAAUUGCACAACUCCUCUUUACUCCUCUCCAAUUCCUUCGAACCCAUAACCCCACCUGCACCUUCCUCACUUAUCGGACCAUCUUCUUCAUCACCGUAUCAACCCUCUUUCGGAGAGAUAGUCAAACAGCGAUGGAACGCUACACUCACCAAUCUAGUUUCCGGCGUUAGAUCGACAGAUUGGGAACUGGUCGGUAAAGACAUAUAUCAAGUUGGUGAAAAUGCUAUCAAACGAUUAUCAGAAGAAACACAAACACCCUCUUCCGCUUCAUCGAUACUUGAUAAUGGUAGUCCCGUGAAACAGACUGUCAAAACUCAUGAAUCGGUGUCGGUAGUACCCGGAACGACAGGUAUAAUAGACCAUGCUGAGAAAGUACCAGAAGAGAAAGUAGGUGUGAAUAAAGUAGUUGGAGUGGAUUUGAGGAAGGACAGUUAUGGUUACGUACAAGGGAAUGAGCUCAAGGAGCUGAUCAAGAGAAAUGCAGAGAAGGAAGGUAAGAGAUUGGUAUAG
Kwoniella botswanensis is the source of this 615-nucleotide messenger RNA. RefSeq lists its product as uncharacterized. NCBI's taxonomy places the organism in Eukaryota, Fungi, Basidiomycota, Tremellomycetes, Tremellales, Cryptococcaceae. Gene Ontology annotation, cellular component: mitochondrial crista junction; MICOS complex. Gene Ontology annotation, biological process: cristae formation. The transcript has 2 exons. The record is from RefSeq and is a predicted model, not a curated record. The coding region runs from base 1 to 615 and encodes 204 amino acids.